Molecule: messenger RNA, 2634 nt
Organism: Saccostrea cuccullata (small rock oyster)
Lineage: Eukaryota; Metazoa; Mollusca; Bivalvia; Ostreida; Ostreidae
Product: endonuclease/exonuclease/phosphatase family domain-containing protein 1-like
Exons: 9
Coding region: 453-2210 (585 amino acids)
Biological process (GO): DNA repair
Cellular component (GO): plasma membrane
Molecular function (GO): DNA binding
Source: RefSeq, a predicted model, not a curated record
AUUUAUUGCCCUGCUGUAAAGAGGUAACAUUAGAGGUAUUGCCUAAUUAAAGACUAUCUCUGUUGGCACCUCCUAGUAGGACAGGGCUUGAUCAUUCACGCCAGCAGUGUCUAUCACAGAGAUCAUUAUGCACAAUGAUUGUGUUAAGAUAGAUUGUGAUGAUGGAUUAACAAUGAUUAAGAUGAACUGUUCAAAUGACUUGAACAUGUUGAAGAUGGAAACAAGGCUUUUAUCCCGAGUCAGGUUUGAUCGCAGCACACACAAGGAUGGAUUUAUUUAUGGUUUACCUGCAUUGGUUAUAAUGCAGUGUUCAGGUGGAUUUCUGAUCAAUGAAUGCGGAUGGCAGCUAUGCAUGUAACUGUUGAACGAAGUGAUAUUGACUAAAAGUUAUCUGUAUAGUUGAAUGAUUACAGUGUAAUUUUUUUUCUGGAGGACAGACACAAAGAAGAAAGAUGGGGGCCGUCAAUAGCUGCUGUAUUCCAAAGCAUGUCGACUCAGAUUCAAGCACCCCCAAAAAGAUUGGGCAUAGGCGGAAUUUGAGUGCAGCUUUUAACAUGUCUGCGAUGAUGGAGGGUGAUCAGGGCCAAAAUCUUUUGAAUAUUAAUUAUGCAACAGAGGAAGAACUGAUGACUCUGCCAGGGAUUAACAGAGCCAUAGCUCAGGCCAUUAUAGAGUAUCGAAGAAAAAUUGGGGGAUUUAAGAAAAUUGAAGACGUAGCAUUAGUUUCUGGUGUUGGUGCUGUGAAAUUGAGUAUAAUUCGGGAUGAAAUUACUCUUUCUAUGAAACGACAAGGUAGUACUGGACCCCCAACGGAAGAAAAUUCUCCGACGGGUAGUCGAUCAGACAUUUCAUUUAGAAGUGAGACAUCUAGAAAAUCUAAUGGAAAAAUCAAUGUGAAUUCCUCUAAUGUGUUCCAGUUAAUGAAAGUAAAAGGCAUUGGACAGGUUCUGGCAGAGAACAUAGUUACAUAUCGAGACAAGAAAGGACAAUUCAAAGCAAUAGAUGACCUUAUAAAGGUGAAGGGAAUAGGUCCAAAUUUACUCAGUGCAAUAAGAAAUCAACUAAGUGUAGAUGAUUCAGAAAGCUCAAAUAAUACUCAACCUAAUGGACAUGUUCUAAGUGAUUCCGUUAACAGUGGCAAUACGACUAUUCCUCCCAAACUGUCAAAUAAUGACCAUAAUCAUACCAAUUGUAGGGUAUUAUCAAGUUCAACAGAAAAUAUGUUGGACAUUUUAGAACCUAUUAUCAAAUCGGGUACCAGACCCAAAGUGACACCUUUUAAUUUUAAACAUAAGAACCGCUCUGUUGUGAGGGUGGCUUCUUGGAAUGUGGAAAGAUUCGAUGAAGAAAAAGCCAACAAUAUAGGGGUGCGAGAGGUCAUCUGUAUGACUAUACUGGAAAAUGGCUUUGGGGUUGUUGCAUUCCAAGAACUAGCAGAUAAAAAUAGUCUUCAAAAGAUUUGUGAUGAAUUAAACAAUCCAACGAUUUCCCAUGUCGUGAAAUGGCCGGGAGUAAGGGGUUCUUGGAAGUGUGUAGUUUCCAAGGCAACAGGAAGAAUGUACAGGAGUUUGGAAUACAAUGGGUUUCUUUAUGACACAUCACAAGGAAUUUCUCUAUCAAGUUCUGCCAAUUUAGAAAAGCCAGCUAAUUCCACCAGAGACUUUGUUCGCAGACCCUUCAUUGGAAUUUUAAAGAUGAAGAAGUUUGACUGUGUAAUGGCCAGUGUCCACCUGAAGGCUACAGGUCUGGACAAUGAGGACUUAGAGAGACUCCAGGCAGAGAUAGACAAUGUACCUAAAGUGGUUAAGGCCAUAGAAGAACACUACCCAGGUGAGAAGGACAUUAUGAUCUUGGGUGAUUUCAAUUUGGAGCCAGAAAAGGAAGAUUUUGAUUGUUUGCGAGAGAAGGGCUAUACUAAUGCAAUACCAGCGGGAGCUUACACAAACAUCAGCAAUAAGAAUAUGAAGGGCAGCCGUACCUAUGAUCACAUCUGGAUCACAAAGGAAACAAAGAGUGUGGCCACUGGUAACUCGGGCGUGGUGAGAGAGGGCUUGACCAACGCUCUGAUUCCCAAUGGCUGGAGCUGGGGAGGCGUGGUCAGUGACCACUGCCCAGUGUGGGUGGAGCUUUACACAAGUAAAGACUUGGACAAAGCUGACCUAAGUAUAGGGGCAGAGGCUAUCAAAUUCACACUGGGGACAGAGGGAUGAUGGAAAAAGACUCUGUUACAGAUAACAUGUGAUACACUGGGAGAAGAAAGUUGAGAUUUAUCAUGUUCAUGAUCUUGCCACAAUUGAAUUUUGUAUACUCUAGGAUAAUUGUUAAUUUUUAAUGCAAUACUUUUCUCAAUUACAAAGACUGUGUUCUUGAUUCCUGUGCUUGAGCAACACAAUAUGUAUAAACUUUUAUAUGUAUCAUGAAUGAAAUUUGUUAUUGAUUUUCUGUACUGCAGUGUAAUAUAUAGAAGAGCACCUGUUUUUACAAAACUAUGUAGGGUACAUGGAGUCUUACAUGUACAUGAAAGUGUACAGAAUAAUUCUAUUAUCAAAUCCAGCAUCUGUGGGCAUUUAUUCACAUUUUAAUUUUUAUUUUUAUACUGCUUCAACUUGUAUGAUUGUUGAAUUUUAUUUCGUU